Heterotrigona itama is the source of this 294-nucleotide messenger RNA. The record is from the annotation of a GenBank genome assembly. Lineage: Eukaryota; Metazoa; Arthropoda; Insecta; Hymenoptera; Apidae.
GAGAGAGAGAGAGAGAGAGAAACGGUGAUUAAAAAUAGCUACGUGUCGAGUGAGGGCGGUGUAAGAGGGUAGUGGAGGUUAAGGGAACGAUUAAAGUUAGAGAGAAAAAGGGAGAUGAGAUUAUCCCCACGUGGCGAUUGUUACUCUCCCGCUCUCUCGCCGAGGAAAUUAACGAUUCCUGGAUUACCGCUGCCACAGCGCCGGAUAUUGGUGAACGACGGGCACGAACCACUCGGGGCCCCCAUAGAGAGGGCCCCCAACCGGAAGAGGCCGCCGCAAGGCGGUCAAUCCAUC